AUGAUUGAGCUACCGACGAAAAAGACGAUCGUCUGUCUUCGUCUUGGCGAGCAGCAAAUUUGUCUGAAAGAAGUUUGCAGACAGACGGGAUCCGUGUUGCUCAAAGGAAUUCCACUAUCGAAGCAAAACGAGUUCGAAGACAUCCACGAGACGCUAAACACGAAAUUAGGCGCGACAAACAACGUCAUUCAAGAAUUCUUCGUCGGCGACUAUGUGGCUGCGAAGAUGGGCAAACGCUGGUGUAGAGCUGUGGUGGAAGAAGUUUAUCCAUUUCGGGACUUGAACUACGAGUUCUCUUGCAAAUACGAAGUCCGAUACUUGGAUCUUGGAAGUCGUGAAAUUCUUCUUGACGAAUUCGUGGCGGAACUGCCAAGAGAGGUGAUGAACAUACCGCCAUUAUUCGUCAGCGUGCAGAUUCCGAUUUGUGAUCGAUCAUCAAAUGUUGAAGCGUUGGUCGGAAAAUACAUAACGCUAAACAUAAUAGCGGUGAAACAAUGUGCGCAGAAUUUGAUCUACGAAGGGACUUGCGAUUUUGACAAGUAUUGCGAGUAUCAGAUCUCGCCGGAGAUUUUCAACAAGUACCAGGAAAUUAAAACUCAAGAGAGGAACGUUGAUGAGCUCAGCCGCAACGAGCAGAUGUUGAAGGUAAAAAUUGAAAAUCAUACCAUCGAUGACAAGUUCUUCCUCUACUUGGAAGAUGAGGUCGAAGAGUUUCAACUCUUCAAGUCGCAGCUGUCCGAAGCUUGUGAGAAUGCUCCUUCUGUGACGUCACUUUCCGGCAACGCACACAACUUCAUCGUCGGCGCCAAUAUUCCAUUCUUCGGCUGGGUUCGAUGCCGCGUCGUUGAAAAAAUCACGUCCCAGAACGCAGAAGUAGAACUUCUUGACCACUCAGAUCAGCUGCGCAGAAUCAAUGUGGACCAAAUGGUCAAACUUGAAGAUCGCUUCGUCGAAAUGAGAAAGCGCACGAUUUCGUGCAAGCUUCUUAACCCUGAUCUACGCGUGGAACGGCUCAGAGUUGUCGCUAGAUUGAGCGAAGGCGAAUUCACUGCCAAAUUUAUCGACGAAAUUGAAGAAGGAGUUUUCUCAGUGGAGAUUUAUUCAGAAGGAAAGUUAUUGAAUGAUACAAUGAGAAUGGAAAUGGACUUUACCGGACGCAAAUCUGUUUAUGCGAGUGAGCCAAUUUUAGUGGGAGCUCUUUUGGACGUUCAGGUCAUUAGAGCUCAAUGCGCACGAACCUUUGCAAUUCGUAAAAAGACAAAGGAGCACUACCGUCUUCGCGAUACUUUCCACGACGAGUUUGAAGCUUACAAAGCUCGUGCAUUGGAUAUGCCUACAUUGCGAGAAUUCAAUGUUGGUGACGCGGUCGCGACGAUGACUCCUGACGGCUACAUGAGAGGAGAAGUCGAGCGAGUUCUUGAUGAUGGCCAUCAGAUCCAAGUUCAUUGCGUUGACACCGCCUUGUCACUUAUUCAGGCGGAGCAUCUAGUCCAUCAUCUGCCAAAGCCAUUCGUGAUCAAGUUCCCGGCUCAAGCUAUUUAUUGCUCAACCUAUGGCUUCUACGACGAAGCCAAGGAAGAUUUUGUCGACCACAUCCUCAAGCAAUUCGUCGUCAAGCACGGAACAAACAAUCUUUCCGCAAAAGUCAUCGCUACUGCCGUCAUGAACGGAAAGAAAAUCCUAAUUGUCGACCUAUUUUCCCUAUCCGAGUCGCUCAUCGGAUCCUUCAGAAGCUUUGGAGCUGGUCACGAAGCGCCCAUUUACCCGAUGUUUGAAGAUCCAAUUUUCACCUUCACAAGUUGGAUAGCGUCUGAGACUCUCAAAAAAGGAGAAGAAAUCGUCGUCACAAUGUGUAGUGUUUCCGAAGUCUACGGAGAGAAGGUGGUGAAUAUCAUGUGUAACAACGAUCGCAGCGCCCUCGAUGACGCGCUCGCAAAUUGCGUGGAAAAUGCAGAGGAAGCUCCCGAGAAUCCUCACCACAUCGGUGUUGUUAUCACGCGAAACGGUCCCUGUCGAGUGCAGACUGCCUCCAAGAAGGCUCUCUUUUGCGUGGACGAUGGAUUUAGUAUCAAGUCUGGAGGGACGAUGAUUAUUCCAUCGGCUGAGUUGCUCAAGAUUCCUGCACAAUCUUCCGCUGUCACGCUUUGCGAUACUGAUCAUUUUAACGAAUAUGAAUGGGCGAAGCUUCGAAGAUUUUGCACCGAGCGCAAUAGAGUUAUCGCCAAAGUAGAGGGUCAGAAAAACGGGCUUCCUGUUCUCAGAAUCGAUCUUAAGAAAUAUGGGUUCCAUUUGAAGCCAGUGUCCCAAGAUACAGAUCUGAUUGGGAUGCCGUUCUGGCAUACUUGCCAGCCUCGAGCGGACCUUAAGAAAAUUCUUCAACCGCACUGGUCAAGUGCUCCGAAUGAAGCGAUUGUUAACGACUGUAUUUUGCUUUACGUCGACUCUCGGCAAGCCCAGGUACACAUUCGACACAAACAUACAGAAGAAGUGUACCUCGCUCUUCAAGAUCAUAUGGAAGAGACAUAUUUCGCUGCUCGAAAUAACGACUACAAGCCUCCAUCGAUUGAAAAAGGAGACGUCGUAGCUGCCAAGUUGCAUUCAUCGCAGAUAUGGUACCGGGGCAGGAUCCUCGAGAAGAUGUCCCACGAUGUCUUCAACGUAGCAUACAAAGUCAUGCUUCUCGAUGCUGGCGGAAUCGUCUACAUUCCUGGCUGUUCGAUAAAAGUCCUGCCAACAAAUCUGCGCCGAACUCCGCAGCUGGCAAUCACCUUCGACUUCGGUGAUGAUUUCACAAUGUUCAACACUGCCCAAGUCGAGCAAAUCAAGGCCAUGUUUGCAGCCAAAGACUGCACAAUAAAGAUUCGCGAUAAUCUCUACACACUAGAUGUCAGCUCAUCGCUUUUCCAACUGCCGCUUUAUGAGCUGUUGCUAGCACUUGACACCACCGAAUACAACACUUCCAGAAGCUCUUUUAGCACUCUUUCUUCCGAUUAA
Messenger RNA from Oikopleura dioica, 2994 nucleotides. Lineage: Eukaryota; Metazoa; Chordata; Appendicularia; Copelata; Oikopleuridae. The record is from the annotation of a GenBank genome assembly.